Bombyx mori (domestic silkworm) is the source of this 1596-nucleotide messenger RNA. RefSeq lists its product as uncharacterized. The record is from RefSeq and is a predicted model, not a curated record. The coding region runs from base 595 to 1131 and encodes 178 amino acids. The transcript has a single exon. NCBI's taxonomy places the organism in Eukaryota, Metazoa, Arthropoda, Insecta, Lepidoptera, Bombycidae.
UUGGCCAGACGCUUCCGCGGGGCCUUGGGGCAUCCGCGGUAGUUGGCUGUGUGGCCCUGCUUUUGGCAGAGCACACAGCUCGGAGGUUCGGUCGCGGUCUCUUUGACCCGCGAACAGUCGGCUGUCGCGUGGUCUCCGAGGCACUUUACGCACCGUGGACGCGCGUGGCAGUUGCGCGCGGAGUGGCCGUAAAGCUGGCAGCGGUGGCACUGCCCGGGAGUGCCUUUUCUAUAUGGGGCCUCGACGGUGACCCCGGAUAAGCCGCAAACGGUGCGGAGGCUUGAGGCAAUCCGUUUGCCUUCGGCGGUUGGUUCUAACGCGACGAGAACCAUAUUAUAUGCGAAUUUAUCGCGCCCGCUGUGCAUUCGGUGCACGCUUACAAUCGGGUACGCCUGCCCGAUGAGGUCCUCCUUGACCAGCUCGACGUCGAGCUCCUUCGGUACUCCGCGUAUUACUACGCGGAGCUCGCGAUCCUCCUGGAGCGCAUAAGUGUGGAAGCUUAUGCGUUCCUUUCGGAGGUGGGCUGUCAGCGCCCUCUGGUCGUCCGGUGAGGCCGUUUUUAUCUGUAUACCAUGCGCGAUGUUACGCGCAUGAAUGACGGUGACGUUUUGUGCCUUACAGGCACGGGAUACGCGAUCCCACGCGGUCUUAUCUUGCAAAAUUACCGGCGGCGGCGCGGGAAUUUUGCGGACGGACGCGGGUUUCGGCGACGGAGUUGCGCGGCGAGGGGAGUCGGGUGUGACCACGACUUUAGGACGCGACGCGUUCGCGGCCUUAGACUGUUUUGGCGCCGUGGACGGUUCCACGGCACGGGCGCGUUUUUUGCCGCGCGUGACGGUUUGGAACCCAUCCGAGGGUCCGGGUUCGGGGCUGGCGGCCGACUCGAACUCCAUUUCCGACUCGGAGUCGGAGCCGGAGAUCGAUGCCGCGCAUGACGCGAUCGACGCGGGCGCGGGGGUGGGGGGCGACAUCGGUGAGUCGGGGAUAGUCGCGGCUACUAGGCUAGCUUUGUACGCCCUAAACUUCGACAUAAUGUCCGGGCAGUACUCUCGAACGAAUUUCGCGAACAACGCGGGGUUAUCGUCUUCUUCCAUCGUAGUUUUGCCCGGGGGGGGCGUCCCCGGGACUUAAGGCACACUCGCCGAAAGGCGAGUCCCCUGAGUAGGAGUUCACCCCUUGUGCUUUACCAGCAACAAAGGGGGGGAGUGCCUUUGCCGUGAAAACGGCAGUUGGCUGGGGAUUGGGGUGGAGUUUGGAAGGUGGGGCCCCACUGGGUUGUGAGUGCCACAACAAGCGGUGAUCGCAGUGGGGGUUCAGUCUUUAAAAAGACUAUUUUGCUCGCCGAAUAAUAUAAAUAAAUUUAAUAAUAUGAUAUGCGUGAAAUGAUAGUGAGGAUGUCGUUUCGAAUGCACAAUCAACAAGUUCGAAUUGUUUUUACGAUCCAAGGUCGCGACGCCAGCGACAAUGCGUCAAGAAUUCACAACAAUGCCGCGAUCGGUGCGACAACGACAAUGCAGUGAAACUCAGGACACAAGAUCGCGACGGCAGCGACAAUUUUUCGUAAGAACGCGUCCGGACUGUACGGCGAUGCAAUCG